AUGGAUGUGGGCCAUAUUCUCUUGGGAAGGCCAUGGAUAUACGAUCACAACGUGACCAUCUUAGGUCGAGAAAACAUAUGUUCAUUCAUCCAUAAAGGGAAGAAAGUCACGUUAAAGCCACUUCAACCCAAGAUUGUGAAUAACCCUACACCAAGCAAGGAGGAAAAGAGUCAAGUAAGCAAAUCCAAAGCCUUGCACAUCAUUACUUUAAAAGAAUUUAUUAAAGAAGUAGAAGAUGCUCCCAUAUAUGUUCUAGCCAUUAGGGAAUCAUGGCGUUUCGCUAAUAUGGAAGUGCCUUCCACGGUGAGACCGAUUUUAGAAGAGUAUCAGGAUGUGUUCCCCGAUGAUCUCCCAAAUGAACUUCCUCCUCUCCGAGACAUUCAACAUGCGAUUGAUCUUGUUCCUGGGUCAACAUUACCCAAUUUACCUCACUAUCGAAUGAAUCCCACAGAACAUGCAGAGUUGAAGCGACAAGUUGAUGAACUUCUUGCUAAAAGAUUUUUUCGAGAGAGCCUUAGCCCUUGUGCCGUACCCGCUCUACUCAUACCUAAGAAAGAUAUCACGUGGAGAAUGUGUAUUGAUAGCCGGGCUAUCAACAAGAUUACAGUCAAAUAUCGGUUUCCCAUACCAAGGCUCGAUGACAUGUUGGAUAUGAUGACCGGUGCCACUAUCUUUUCCAAGAUAGAUUUGAAAAGUGGAUAUCAUCAGAUUCGUGUUCGGCCAGGAGAUGAGUGGAAGACAGCCUUCAAAACAAAAGACGACCUAUAUGAAUGGUUAGUCAUGCCUUUUGGACUAACCAACGCGCCAAGCACUUUCAUGAGAGUUAUGACACAAGUUUUGAGGCCAUUCAUGGGUAAAUUCUUGGUUUAUUUUGAUGAUAUCUUAAUCUAUAGCACCUCACAAGAUCAACACCUUAGCCAUCUAAAGCAAGUCUGCACGGUUCUUCGAGCAGAGAAGCUGUUUGCUAACCUUAAGAAGUGUUCCUUCAUGUCUAGUGAAGUUAUCUUCUUGGGGUUUGUUGUGACGUCUGAAGGCAUGAAAGCUGAUUCGGAAAAGGUAAAGGCUAUUGUUAGUCGGCCAGAACCAACAAAUAUCCACGAAGUGCGUAGUUUUCAUGGAUUGGCCACAUUCUAUCACGACUCCUCUCACGGAUUGCAUGAAGAAGUGAGAAUCAUACCACUAAAACAUAGUCAAGCGAUAAUGGAAAAACUAUAA
Molecule: messenger RNA, 1215 nt
Organism: Prunus armeniaca (apricot)
Lineage: Eukaryota; Viridiplantae; Streptophyta; Magnoliopsida; Rosales; Rosaceae
Source: the annotation of a GenBank genome assembly